AUGUUGAUGAAGAAGAUGUGGAUCGUGGAAGAGCGCAAGGACAAGACAGUCUACCGCCGACGCUGCCCCGGCGCCUCGGAGAUUCUGUCUUUCCUCUUCGUCUCGACGUGCGCCCUCCUGUUCCUGCUCAUCUGCUCCAUCCUGUACGGCACACGCACCGAGAACCCCUCGUUGCCGCCGCUCGUCAAGGAAGUCCUGCCCGCGGGCCGCUGUCUGUGCGAGUUCAGCACCACCUUUUCGUGCGAUACCUGUCUGGACUGCGCGAGCAACCAGGUCAUCUUGACGGGCAACUCGACGCUCAAGGAGGAGGAGGACUACUGGACGUUCAAAUAUACACGGGACAGGAAUAAUUAUGGCCUGGAUGAGGCCCAGUGUCAGAGCGCGUUUCCGGGACAGUACGAGGACAUUGAACGCGCCGUCAAGGUGCGCAAGAGGUGGGGGAAGGUGACCGAGGCGGAUCUGUCGAGUUUUGAUCUGACCAAAGGCAUGGUUCGGGGCAUGAUUUAUGACAGAGAGCUCUACAUUCUCGAAACCUAUCUAGUCGACAACGUCAAUCGCCAAAAAGCCCUCGCCUCCCUCAGCGCAAUGUAUCGCGCCGUCCUCGCCGCGCCUGCCAAAGCAGACAUUCCCAACAUCGAGUUUGUCUUCUCAGUCGAAGAUCUCCCCGCACAACCUACGAAGCCCAUGUGGUCGCUCGCGCGCCGCGUCCAGGACCACAACCUCUGGCUUAUCCCUGACUUUGGCUUCUGGAGUUGGGAUAUGCCUGCGUUGGGCACGCUCGACGAAGUAGCAAACGAGGCGAUAGAGCGGGAAAGCAUCGAGACGUGGGACCAGAAGAUGGAGAAGCUGGUCUGGCGCGGCAAGAUUACGUUUGCGCCGAAGCUGCGGAGAGCGCUGCUGGACGCGGCCAAGGGCAAACCGUGGAGCGAUGUUGGGCAGCUGAAGUGGACGGAUCCGAACUUCAAGGAGCAGUUUCUGGGCCCUGUGGAUCAGUGCAACUACAUGUUCAUUGCACAUGCUGAGGGAAGGUCCUACUCGGGCUCCCUCAAGUACCGCCAACUUUGCCGCUCCGUCAUCGUCUCGCACAAGCUGCAGUGGAUCCAGCACUACCACUACCUCUUCCGCUCCAACGGCUCGAACCAAAACUUCGUCGAGGUCGAGCGCGACUUCUCCGACCUCUCCUCUGCCAUGGAAGACCUGCUCGACCACCCCGAGAAAGCGAGGCGCAUCGCCGACAACUCUGUCCAGGUGUUUAGAGAACGUUACCUGACCCAAGCAGCCGAGGCAUGCUACUGGAGACACCUGAUCAAGCGAUGGAGGGACGUCAUGGCAUGGGCACCGAUGCUGUACAGUGGCGCCGCCGACGGCGACCGUGUCAAGAGGACGCAGAAGAGGGGGGUGAGGUACGAGACGUUUAUGUUAUACGAGCCCAAAAUACAACUAGAGUGGCCCAAAUCCGCUUCAUGA
This is a messenger RNA of Cucurbitaria berberidis CBS 394.84, 1467 nucleotides long. RefSeq lists its product as uncharacterized. NCBI's taxonomy places the organism in Eukaryota, Fungi, Ascomycota, Dothideomycetes, Pleosporales, Cucurbitariaceae. The transcript is spliced from 4 exons. The record is from RefSeq and is a predicted model, not a curated record. Bases 1 to 1467 code for a protein of 488 amino acids.